AUGAGAGUGAAAGGAGGAGGGAGGAAGAAAAGCUGGGAAGCAAUGCCUGUAGACGACGGCGGUCUUCUAUUUCAAGACACGAACCCAAACGACGCAGCUUUUGGAGUACCGGAACACCAAGUCACUGAGCUAGAGGCACCAAUCGAGGCGGAGAAAAACCAAAACCAGGAGGAGGCUCAAGCUGUUGAGGACGGUGACGGCGAGGGAGAAGAGGCUGAGGCCGAGGCCGAGGAUGAGAAUAAGGAGCGGAGUACUAAGCUUGAAAUCGAAGCCAUUUGCCAGAAAAGGGACAUCGGAGCCGAUGACAACACCUAUCUGGAAACUGAAACCGAGACAUCGGAGUACAACUACUUCCACAACAUACCAAAAUCCCAACCUGCGGCCCACAUAAACCGCUCGUAUUCCCAAUCGGAGAAGUACACCCAGUCCGAAACUGAGAGAUCAGAGUAUGAUUUCUUCAUCCCCAACCGUAACCCUAAAGCUCCGACCAAGGCUCAGUUGGAGAAGUAUGCUCAGUCGGAUAGAGAAGAGGUCCAGUGCAGCGAAUGGGGCGAUAACGAUCACUACAGCACAACGAGCUUGUCUGAAAACGAAGACGACGACAGGGAUUUGAGAUCCGAGAUGGGGACUUGGUCGAAUUUCGACCCGUCGGUUCGGGCCGAGUCGGUUGCAGGCUUGGUACCGCUAGCCUAG
Molecule: messenger RNA, 693 nt
Organism: Rosa chinensis
Lineage: Eukaryota; Viridiplantae; Streptophyta; Magnoliopsida; Rosales; Rosaceae
Product: nitrate regulatory gene2 protein-like
Exons: 2
Coding region: 1-693 (230 amino acids)
Source: RefSeq, a predicted model, not a curated record